CCCUUGCUUCAACCUCUACCCCUCUCCCACUCAUUCUGCUCAACACCAUGAAGUUUGCUACAUCUCUCGUCGUCUCUGCCCUCGUCGCCGUUGGCGUCGUCUCGGCCGCUCCUGAGCUCCAAAAGCGUUACGAUGAGCGACAGGUCUACACCUUCGCCAACUCGGGCGCAAAGACCGCUGCCGAAGCCUGCGACAAGUGGCGCUGCGCCUGCGUCAACUACGUCCCCAAGGACUCGUCGCUCAGGUUUGGCUAUACCCUCUGCCGUCCCGGAGACACGUCUGGCAAGAACAUGGACACUGAAGUCCAGGCAUACUGCACCUUCGUCAAGGACGGACAGCGCGCUCCUGUCAACGUCAACAAGCACACGGCUGCAAACUCGGGACUCACUCUCGUCCAGUAGACGGGCGAUAUACCAAGCCUCCGACUCCUUUCGCCUUUGACUUCUUUUUGCAGCGCCGACAUUGUAUGCUGCGUUCUUGACCCACUCCGUUUGAAUUACCACAUCA
This is a messenger RNA of Jaminaea rosea, 507 nucleotides long. RefSeq lists its product as hypothetical. The record is from RefSeq and is a predicted model, not a curated record. NCBI's taxonomy places the organism in Eukaryota, Fungi, Basidiomycota, Exobasidiomycetes, Microstromatales. Bases 48 to 401 code for a protein of 117 amino acids. The transcript is spliced from 3 exons.